Messenger RNA from Candoia aspera, 1086 nucleotides. Its product is annotated as olfactory receptor 10A7-like. The transcript has 3 exons. Gene Ontology annotation, molecular function: G protein-coupled receptor activity; odorant binding; olfactory receptor activity. Gene Ontology annotation, cellular component: membrane. Gene Ontology annotation, biological process: G protein-coupled receptor signaling pathway. The coding region runs from base 1 to 1086 and encodes 361 amino acids. The record is from RefSeq and is a predicted model, not a curated record. Lineage: Eukaryota; Metazoa; Chordata; Lepidosauria; Squamata; Candoiidae.
AUGGUUGAGUCUCUUCCUCAUAGUCACACAUCUCUCUCAUCACUGCUCAGAACAACCGUGCUGAAGAGAAGUGAAAAGCAAAUAGAAAACAUAACAAAUCAGACCACCAUUGCAAGCUUCAUUCUCCUUGGAUUUGCUGAUCAUCCAGAACUUCAUAAUCUUCUCUUCCUGGCCUUUUUAGCCAUCUACAUGAUCACCAUGGCUGGGAAUCUCCUCCUCAUUGUGCUAGUUGCAUCCGACUUUCACCUCCAUACUCCUAUGUAUUUCUUCCUAGGAAACCUCUCUUGCCUGGAGAUCUGUUAUACAUCCACUCUGCUGCCCAGGAUGUUAUUCAAUCUCCUGACUGGGAAUAGAGUCAUUUCUGUUAAUGGCUGCCUUUUACAGUACUAUUUCUUUGGAUCCUUAGCAUCUACAGAAUGUUAUCUCCUGGCUGCAAUGUCCUAUGAUCGAUAUUUGGCCAUAUGCAAACCUCUGCGCUACAAAUCUUUCAUGAAUGGCAGGCUCUGCAUCUGGCUUAUUGCUGGCUCAUGGAUGAGGGGUUUGCUAACUAAUACCAUAAUAACAUCCCAAGUUCUGCAGCUGUCAUUUUGUGGCCCAAAUGAAAUUGAACACUUCUUUUGUGAUCUGGGCCCAGUGAUAAAACUUGCAUGCAGCAAUACUCACAAGGUGGAGCUUGUCACUUUCAUCCUGGCCUCAAUGGACACAACACUCCCAUUCCUACUUACUGUGAUUUCGUAUGCAUAUAUCAUCCUUAAUAUUCUCCAGAUCCAGUCCAAAGCCAUGAAGCAGAAGGCUUUCUCUACUUGCUCCUCCCAUCUCAUUGUAGUGACCCUGUUUUUUGGAUCUCUGAUUAUUGUCUAUGUAGUUCCCAAAAACGACACCCUGAAGGAACUUCAUAGGAUCUUCUCUCUCUUUUACACUAUCUUAACACCUAUGGUCAAUCCUCUGAUAUACAGCCUGAGAAAUAGGGAAGUCAAGGAGGCUCUAUAUAGAACUGUCAAUAAAUAUUCAAAUCAAGUUUCAGACAGCUAUCAUGAAAGUAGCAAUUCAUUAUUAGUACUACCAAGGGAGAGGGACAGAGCCUGA